CCCUUAGGAUCGACAGCUUACACUUUAACUUCUCCAUUGUUAACAGCACCAUCCGCUUCAUACUUGCUUUGGAAACUUGUUAUAAUCCAAUGGGAAGAACUCCUUGCUGUGACAAAAAUGGCCUCAAGAAAGGUCCCUGGACUCAAGAAGAAGACCUUAAACUCACCAACUAUAUUCAGGUUCAUGGACCUGGAAACUGGCGUACUCUCCCUAGGAAUGCUGGGCUCCAAAGAUGUGGGAAGAGUUGUCGUCUCAGAUGGACAAACUACCUAAGACCUGAUAUCAAGAGAGGCAGAUUCUCCUUUGAAGAAGAAGAAACUAUAAUUCAACUGCACAGUGUUUUGGGGAACAAGUGGUCGGUCAUUGCCGGUCGCUUGCCGGGAAGGACAGACAACGAGAUCAAGAAUUACUGGAACACUCAUAUAAGGAAAAGGCUUUUGAGAAAUGGAAUCGAUCCGGUGACACAUGCUCCACGGCUUGAUUUUCUUGAACUUUCUUCCAUUCUCGGCUUGACUUUGUGCAGCCAAUCUGUUGUUAACGCGUCCAACUUGUUAGGUGCACAAACUUUCCUAAAUCCUCAGCUGCUAAGCCUAGCCAACACGAUCCUGUCUUUGAAGCAAGAAAACCCAGAAUCAGUGCUGCAAUAUCUCAACCAAAACCAGCUCUGCACCACGUCUGCCGUUCCAUGUACGUCGACGAUGAUAAACCAAACAGGACUCAUGCAGGAAGGGUUUUCUUCCGACAUGACAAACUUGAGCUACCCAAAUUCCCAAGAAAAUUUGACGUCUUCUACUUUAACUAAUGCAUUUAUCGGGCAACCAAACACAACAGUUCCCGUUCUGUCUGAAACUCCGAACAUGCAAUAUUCACUGGAUGGCAAUCAGAAUUAUAGCUUUGAUUCUGUGAGGUCGACGCCGACAUCAAGUCCGACACCUUUGCAUUCAUCAUCUACGUACAUGAACAGGUGCAGUACCGAUGACGAUAUAGAAAGCUUCAGCAGCUUGUUUAAAUUUGAAAUUCCUGAGGGUUUGGAUAUCCAUGAUUUUAUGUAAAUAUUAUACACUUAAUGUUUUGGAUUUGUAAACUAAAUGCACCAUCAUUGUUUAUAA
Messenger RNA from Hibiscus syriacus, 1109 nucleotides. RefSeq names its product transcription factor MYB41-like. The transcript has 3 exons. Bases 90 to 1052 code for a protein of 320 amino acids. The record is from RefSeq and is a predicted model, not a curated record. Lineage: Eukaryota; Viridiplantae; Streptophyta; Magnoliopsida; Malvales; Malvaceae.